CGCCUACGCAUGGCCCCACCUUUUUGCGUCCCAACGUCUCUGCUUUUCUCGUUUGAAUUUCAAAUCUCUUCUUACUUACUCGCUGCCAUUAAACAAGAACAAAACUUUCAUACCUCUCACCUCAAACUAACAUUCUAUUAUAUUAAAAUAAUGAUAAUCAUAUUCUUUCAUCAUUCCUGCUUUCCAUUUUUAGUUUAAUGUCGUUUUGAUCUCUUCUAUCCUCUGCAAAAAAAAAAAAAACAAUGGGAGAUUCUGCUUGUCUCUUGCAUGGCUUCUCUUAUGCUUCUGCUGUACCAAAUGAAUCCAAACAGGGGAAUCACAUGCACGCUUUAGGGGAAUCCAUCUCAUUUGGAAGGUUCACAGCAGAUUCCUUGUCUUGGGAGAGAUGGUCCACAUUCCCUCACAAGAAAUACGUGGAGGAGGCCGAGAGGUACGCGCGCCCAGGCUCCGUCGCGCAGAAGAAGGCCUUCUUCGAGGCUCACUACAAGCGGAUUGCUGCUCAAAGGGCUGCUGCAGCAGCUCUGCUCGAGCAAGAAAAUGCUGCCAACGCUCAAAAUGAAGGACUUGUUGCUGUCAAUGAUGAUGAUGAUGCUGAUCAUGAGGUGGGGAAACCGGACUUUGUCGAUUUGGGAAGUGGGAAUUUCAAGAAUCGUGAUGUGAAGCGAGGUGAUGGAGGGAGGAUUAGCAAUGGGGAGAGAGAGAGAGAGAAUGGUGUGGUGAUUGGAAUUGAAGUAUCAAAUGUGAAGAGGAGUCAUUCAGUUAAAAGGAGUAAUCUUGAAAAUGGUGCUGCAGUUUCUGCUGCUUCAGAGAGUAGUGAGACUUCACAGAUAGAGAAGCCAUUGCUGAAGCACAAAUCUGUUGAUAGUGAGGAGGUCUCAUCAGGGAUGAGCAAGAGAAGGACUGGCCUUUCUUCAAUGAAGGCGUCGGCUCAUCACAAAACGCGCAGAAUCCCAUCCACACCUGCAAAGCCCAUCAUGACUCCACAGCUCAACAGAGAGAGCAAUGCCAAUCACAGCACGAGGAGGCCUAAUGUGGACGCGUUGGAAGGGAAAAGAUCGUCUCCAAAGUCACUGCGUGCCUUGCUGAGCUUGGGUUCUUUCAGGGAGUCUGAUAGAGACUUGGCUUCCAAGAACAAGAGGGCCGAGAGCUCGGGCCUUGCACGAAGCUCCUCUAGAACGCCUAACGAUUGCUCGACUCCUUUCAAGACUCCUGCUCCGGCUUCUACUAAGAGUGGUGUGCCUUCAUAUCCUGCAGCAGCCACCCCUCAAUCUGAGAAUAGAAGGAUGAAAACACCAGAACCCUCAGCCUCAGGAAGGAAAACAGCUGGUCCUAAAUGGCACAUCUUGUCUGCAGUCUGCUCGAAGUCGUUGUCAGCCUACAGGAAUAAACUACAGUCACCAACUGUAUCCACUCCCUUCAUGCUGAGAACAGAAGAAAGAGCUGCAAAGAGAAAACAGAAACUCGAGGAGAAAUUCAAUGCAACGGAGGUGCAGAAGACGCAGCAGAAGACAUUAAAGGAGAAAGCAGGAAAUGAGUUUAGAAAACUAAGCUGUAGCCUCUGCUUCAAAGCUCGACCCUUGCCCGACUUCUACAAGGAAAGAGAAGCCCCAAAUAAUCAGACGAAAAAGCCUCCGGCAGCAGCACAACCACAGACAGCCGUAUUAGGAAGAAGCGUUUCAAACAAGAAGCAGGGCACUAUCUCAAUGCCGCCGCCGCCGCCGCCUCCAAGAAUCUUAGCCAAGACCAGGAAUUUAUCAAAGAAGAAAGUUGUGAACCAAAGCAAAUUUCACAGUACAUCACUAUCUGAAAGAAUGGCACAUGAAAAUGCUUCUCCGAAUAUCCAGCAGUGAUCAGUGGAUGUGCAUAAAAUUCUUUUUCAUCUUCAAAUUCAAUUCGUCAUUGUUUAAUGUGCGAGAUGUAAUCUUCUUUUAUAUAUAUACAUGCCUCUCUAUAUGUGUGUGUGUGUGUGUUCUGAUGUUUAGAAUUCAACCACAAGAAAAUGAAUUUCGUUAUCUGUCUUUCA
Molecule: messenger RNA, 2023 nt
Organism: Salvia miltiorrhiza (redroot sage)
Lineage: Eukaryota; Viridiplantae; Streptophyta; Magnoliopsida; Lamiales; Lamiaceae
Product: protein WVD2-like 7
Exons: 9
Coding region: 243-1850 (535 amino acids)
Source: RefSeq, a predicted model, not a curated record